This is a messenger RNA of Panicum virgatum (switchgrass), 1044 nucleotides long. Its product is annotated as universal stress protein A-like protein. The record is from RefSeq and is a predicted model, not a curated record. The coding region runs from base 311 to 877 and encodes 188 amino acids. Lineage: Eukaryota; Viridiplantae; Streptophyta; Magnoliopsida; Poales; Poaceae. The transcript has 3 exons.
AAGGCAAUACACUUGUGCUGUCAGGUUCACUGCAUGCCUGCAGCCUGCACCUGCAACGCCUGGUCAGCGGCGGCACGGCCACGCGGCUUUGCGAUGGAGCACCAGAGCCGGGGGCAGGUGUCUGCUCUGCGAACCUCGGACGCGUGCAUGGGAGCCAAGAGGCACCAACGCAGAGCACGAGGUGACAAGCGGAGCAAGCGAACAAGAACGGCCGCCCCCGCCUCCGCUCAUAUCUAUCCCCUUCGUCCGGCCGUACCCGUACCGAGCCGAGCGUCGUUAACCCAGCCACGUUCCUGCUCGCGAGCGCGACAUGGAGGACACCGGCGCGGCGGCGGCGGCGAGCGGGGCGCCUGAAGCGAAGGCGGAGGAUGGUGGCCGUGCCGAGAGGCCGGUGGCCAAGGCGCUCAAGGUGGUGGCGGCCGUGGACGCGAGCGAGGAGAGCCUGCACGCGCUGUCGUGGGCGCUGGACAACAUCGUGCGGUGCCACCCGGACGCGGCGCUCGUCGUCGUCCACGCCCAGCACGCCGUCGACCACUUCGUCUACCCCGUCGCCGCGCACGGCAUCGCGUACGCGCCGCCCUUGGCGGUGGAGUCCAUGCGGAAGACGCAGGAGGAGAACACCCGGCAGAUCCUGGCGCGCGCCCUGGACAUGUGCAAGGAGCGGCAGGUGGACGCCACGGCGGCCAUCGUGGAGGGCGACGCCAAGGAGGCCAUCUGCCAGGCCGUCGAGAGGAUGCAGGCCGGGCUCCUCGUGCUCGGCAGCCGGGGCCUCGGCAAGAUCAAGAGGGCGUUCUUGGGCAGCGUGAGCGACUACCUCAGCCAUCACGCCUGCUGCCCGGUGCUGGUCGUCAAGCCGACCAAAGGGCAGGCCAAGUGAACUCCGGCCGGCGACGCCUGUCAAGUACUAGUAAUGGUAUUGGUAGCAGUACUAUGAGUAUGAGCCGUCGAUAAGUGUGAUCAAGGCAACAAGCUGUGUGUGUAUCUUACUAAUAUUUGUACAAAAAUGUACAAAGUGAAUAAGGAAUCGAUGCAUUGCAUGUCUGC